UAGUCGAGCCCUUGUGACCGAGGCACCGAACGCAAGGGACGCUCCGCCCUCCUGGACGCGGUCGCUAUGGUAACCAGUCUUCGCUUCCAAGGAGUACCAAGCAUGGUAAUCAUCAGUGAAAAUUCGUGAAUGUGAGCAAGGCAGUGCACUAAGCAGGAGAGACAAAGAGGCUACUUUAGUCUUCCUCAGCCAUUACCGCACGUGGCUUCUCCAUCAAGGAGUUAGCACAAGCUGAAAAUGGCAAAAAGAGAAGCAGAUGAUCACAGAGCAUCACUUGCUCAGUCUUCUUUAUCACCUCUGACUAAAGCCAUGAAGGUAUCACAGCAGAGCAAUGCUGAAGACACCUUCAAUGGAGAUACCAUUCACCCAAUUUCCAAAUGUAUUUCAAAAGAUUUACCAAGAGAGUUUAUGUCAUCCCAGGCAAAAGCAGUUAUUAAAACUACUGAAGAUUAUUUGCCGCCUCAGUUUGGCCCCAACAGACUUUUACAUUCAGCGGCAGUAUCGGAAGGGUCAGGACUUCAAGAUUGCUCCACACAUCAAACAGCAUCAGAUCAUAGCCAUGAUGAAAUAUCAGACCCAUAUCGCUACAAAUCAAACAGUAAAAACAAUUCUUGUUUUAUAUCAGCAUCCAAGAGAAACAGACCUGUCAGUGCUCCAGUGGGUCAACUGAGAGUUGCAGAGUUCUCUUUAAAAUUUCAGCCAGCCCAGAAUUGGCAUAGAUUGUCUCAAAGACGCAAACUUCAUCCUGAAGUGAUUACAGUAACAGCUUACAAAAAUGGAUCUAGAACAGUCUUUACCAAAGUUACAGUACCAACCAUCGCCUUGUUGCUGGAGGAGUGCACAAAAAAGCUGAAUCUGAACAUGGCCGCACGACGAGUGUUCUUGGCAGACGGCACUGAAGCCCUCAAACCUGAAGAUAUACCCCAUGAAGCCGACGUUUAUGUUUCAACAGGAGAGCCCUUUUUAGAUCCAUUCAAAAAAAUUAAAGACCAUCUGUUGUUAAUGAAGAAAGUAACUUGGACAAUGAAUGGGCUGAUGCUUCCUACUGAUGUUAAAGGACAGAAAACCAAACCUGUUCUUUCUCUUAGAAUGAAGGGACUUACAGAGAAGACCUCAGUCCGAAUUCUGUUCUUUAAGAAUGGCAUGGGGCAAGAUGGGCAUGAGAUUACAGUGGGAAAGGAAACAAUAAAAAAGGUUUUAGAUACUUGCACAAUGAGAAUGAACCUAAAUUCACCAGCCAGAUAUCUUUAUGAUUGGUAUGGCAGAACAAUUAAAGAUAUUUCAAACGUUCCUCUGCUUGAAAAAUGCCUGCAAAAUUCCAUCACACCUUUGCGGGGACCAGUUUGGGUCUCUAAGGGAGAAGGUUUCAGCCCCUCAGGAGCUAAGAUGUACAUCCAAGGAGUUCUUUUGGCCUUGUACCAACGACUAAAGUCUGCAAAAAAAUAUUAUACACAGUAUGAAAUCAGAAUUGCUAUUGUAGAAGGUGGGCUAAAAUGUAAACAAGUCACAUUCUGGGAAAUGAAAUUGUGA
Lontra canadensis (Northern American river otter) is the source of this 1530-nucleotide messenger RNA. RefSeq names its product doublecortin domain-containing protein 1-like. The record is from RefSeq and is a predicted model, not a curated record. Gene Ontology annotation, biological process: regulation of mitotic cytokinesis; intracellular signal transduction. Bases 238 to 1530 code for a protein of 430 amino acids. Lineage: Eukaryota; Metazoa; Chordata; Mammalia; Carnivora; Mustelidae. Gene Ontology annotation, molecular function: microtubule binding. The transcript has 11 exons.